CUUCAAGGUAGGAGGAUGGUCUCAUAUCAUUUAUAUGGACUGGAGUGACAUAUAAUUAAAUUAAUUUUAUACGCGUAAACUUGUCCUACUCUACUUUGAUUAUUCUUUAAAAUUAGUCAAUAGUGAAUGAUCAAUACUUGCUUUGGCUAUAGUGUAGUUGAUUGGAACUUGCCUGAAUGGUUAAUGGUAAAGAAAUUGGCAUUAUUGAUGAAAUGAUAUUGUUGGUGUAGAAAAGCCUUCUCUGCUUCUCUGACCAGUCUGUGUUGUGUACCAAAGGGAAAGCGAAGAUCUUCUCUACAAGAUUUUCCAUGGGUAACCUUCUUUAUCUUAUGAUCAUCCCCUUCUUAUUGUUCCUUACAACUACCCAUGCAAAAUCAAAUCCUCAUUGUCCACCUUCUUCUUGUGAUAAUAUCAUCAACAUAACUAGUCCUUUCCGACUUAACACCGAUCCAAAACACUGUGGCUACUCUCAUUAUGAGCUUUCCUGCGAGAACAAUCUUACUGUAUUACACAUAGAUCCUGUCAAAUACUUUGUGCAGUCAAUCAAUUAUGCCAACUACACAAUUCGAGUUGUGGACUCCAAUGUUGACAGGAACAAUUGCUCCACCUUUCCAUCUCCAACAUAUUUUCGUCGCUACAAGUACUUUACAAAGAUUAUAGCAAUCUUGAAAUGUGAGAAUCCAGUAGUGAAUUCCUCUGAUUAUAUAGACACCGCUCCUUGCAACAUUGGUGGUUCUUUAGCCUCCCAAUAUUCCGAAACCAAAACUACUACUGCUGCUGAUCUUUAUUAUUAUUAUGUGGUCGAUGGUGGCUUUAAGGUUUCUGAUUUGGCGAUUGGGUGCCGCACGGAGCUAAGGACCUUCGUAUCGAAUCAGAUAGUGGUGAAUGGGAGGACUACUUCUUAUGUGGACAUUCACAACCACCUUGCUUAUGGCUUUGAGCUUUCAUGGUUGAACUCAGAUGGGGGUCUCUGCUUCAUCAACGAUUCCAACGAGAGGCAAUGUUGUAAGUAG
This is a messenger RNA of Humulus lupulus (European hop), 1013 nucleotides long. Its product is annotated as LEAF RUST 10 DISEASE-RESISTANCE LOCUS RECEPTOR-LIKE PROTEIN KINASE-like 1.2. The transcript has a single exon. The coding region runs from base 309 to 1013 and encodes 234 amino acids. Gene Ontology annotation, molecular function: polysaccharide binding. The record is from RefSeq and is a predicted model, not a curated record. Lineage: Eukaryota; Viridiplantae; Streptophyta; Magnoliopsida; Rosales; Cannabaceae.